Molecule: messenger RNA, 1890 nt
Organism: Gadus macrocephalus (Pacific cod)
Lineage: Eukaryota; Metazoa; Chordata; Actinopteri; Gadiformes; Gadidae
Gene: cfap97
Product: cilia and flagella associated protein 97
Exons: 5
Coding region: 247-1800 (517 amino acids)
Biological process (GO): spermatogenesis
Source: RefSeq, a predicted model, not a curated record
GGAAGUGACGUCGCCUAGUAACCACACAGCUUCUUGUCAAACGUCGCCCAUCUGUUACUAGCUAACGACGACCAGAUAAACAAGCUCAACACGUCAGGCAAAUAAGACCGUUUUCAUUUCGUUUUUCAUCUUGUCAACAUAGCGACUAAACUUAAAGUCAAUACUUCUGCAACAUGAGGCGUUUUCCGUGAUGUGGACCAGAGAGCAAGGUUUUCCUCGGGUGAAGAGCUGGGCCAUUAGCCGGUCAUGUUUACCCCCAGGGACCUAGAUGGUGAAGUGGAUCACUCCUUCUUCGAUAGUGAAUCCGAGUACCCCAGUAAGCAUGGGACUAAGACGGAGAAGGAGACUGUCACCACUGUCCUUUCUGAAAACAAGAGUUCUCAGCCUCAGGAUGCCAGACAGGAGGGACGUGUGGACCGUUGUAGGCCCACCCCGGGUGGGAUUCAAGUAGUUGACCGCGGACCCCGAGCAGAGUUGGAGAAAAUAAGCCGGGCGUCAAGUUCAUCUAUAGGCUACACGUCAGAUAACGCGGUCGGUGAUGGAGCUAAUACUAUGAGACCAGAGAGCAACGCAGAAGCAGCCCCCUACGCACUGUCAUCAGACGAGAAGCAGAGCGAUGGCGAAGACGGCUACUACCAAAGCCAAGAUGAGAGCGAAGAUGAAGAAACGCAGACGCGACUCUCCCGCAAAUCAUCCGGCGCGAACCUAACCUCUCCGAAGAAGCUGGUGAGAAAGCGUACAACUCGCAGCGCAUCUCCCUCUUCCACGGACACGGACACCGAUACUUAUACCUCGAGCGAUAGUAGUGAUGCGAGCUCCUCUCUGGAGCCAUCCUCUUCCACCAUGGACAGGUCCAGGGCAUUAAUACCCCCCUCCUCCUCCCUGCGCAAGGGGGGCGAGCCUGGUGGUCUGGGCUCGUCAUCGUCAAGAGGUGUCGAUCGACCCCCGACUCCUUUGAGGGAGUCUGAAGACACGGCAACGGACGUGACGCCCCUGUCAACCCCUGGCCUGGUUAGCCCGAUCCCCGGGUUCGACCUCGCUGCUCGGGUCGGGAAAGUGACCUUGGAGGAAGAACAGCGAAUCAGGGGCCCCACUAGUGUUGCCAGCAGUGACGCACCACAGGAAGAUCAAGGCUUUGGAUCCAAUUUGGAUGAACCCUCUCUGGGUUUAGACAGCAAACUGGUGGUGGAACUGCUCCUCCAUCACCAGCAGCAGCAGCAGCAGCCCGGGAGGCCCGGCAGCAGGAAGAACUUCUCCUUCACCAACGACGAGGUGCGCCGCAUCGACCGGGAGAACCAGCGCUUGCUGCAUGAGCUGUCCCGCCCGUCGCCCCGGCCAACCAGCAGCACCGCGUCGGGGAGGACUCAGACCAGCAACCCCGUACAUCCCGCCCGCGUCUACCACACCACCCUGAACCGCCAGCGGCAGCAGCUGCGCAUCGAGAGGGAGAACCUGGCCUUCCUGAAGCGCCUGGAGGGGGUGAAGGCCACGCCGGGACUCCGGCGCACAGACCAGCUGGCAGACCACCAGAGACAGGCCUCCUACCUGGGACCCUCCCGCUCCUCCAGCUCCACCAUGUUCUCCUUCACCUCCUCCACCCCGCUCCUCGGUCCCUCCUUCCGCACCGCCCGGCCCCCCAGCAGAGUGGUGACAGCGAAGGGUCUCUGCACCGCCAGUGCCGGUCACAGACGUACCAGAACACCAGAGAGAGAUCCCCACACCAGCGCCAACAGCACCCCGCCCACCUCCGCCCACGCACCCAGGUCCAAGACAGGCACGCCGCGCCCGGACUGGUGCUAAACCCACUGCCAUUGUUUGACUUCUCAGAGUAAAACGUUUUUAGUGCUGAUGCAAUUCGUCUUGUUCAAUAAAGGAAGCUUCUAUUUAUCA